AUGACGCACACUAAGUCUCUCCCCGAUGAAGAGGCCAUCCGGCCCGACGAGCAGACGCCGCUUCUCGGCAAUGGAGCAGGCCAAGGAGAUCGCUCGGUCUCCGAAACCCACCGGGUGGAUCCCCGAAUCGCACGCCGGCUCUACUUAUCGCACUUCCUCUCGACUUGGAAUUCUCGGAUGUUCGAGUUUGGCGCUGUGCUGUACCUGGCGACCAUAUUUCCGGGUACACUGUUGCCCAUGUCGCUUUAUGCGCUUGCCAGGGGAUUAUCGGCUCUCGUUUUCGCGCCUACAGUUGGACAGUACAUUGAUAACAAUGACCGGUUGAAAGUUGUCCGCGCAUCCAUUGUCUUCCAACGACUUGCAGUAUCAGCAUCAUGUGUCUUAUUUUACGUCCUCUUCAUUAGGCUGCCGUUGGGCGACUGUGGACGUUCGGCUUUGCUUGCGCUCCUCUCAUUGAUGGCCUGUGCCGAAAAGCUUUACUCCAUCGUGAACAUGGUUUCAGUGGAGAAAGACUGGGUUGUUGUCAUCGCCAAAGGUGACAUCGAAGCUCUAGCAAUUCUCAAUGCGCAGAUGCGCCGCAUCGAUCUUCUCUGCAAACUACUCGGGCCACUGUUCAUCGCUCUUAUUGACGGAUUAUCCACAAAGGCAGCGAUUAUCGUCAACUUCUCCAUGAAUACCGCUUCUGUUGCUGUCGAGUACUAUGCCAUUGCCAAGAUCUAUGACGAGGACCCUGAUUUGCAGGAGCCUAAGUCUAAGCCAACGUCUACCUCCGAAACAAUGGCAGCAUCGGCGAAUCCUGGCAUGAAGCUCCUGAGCCAUAUCAAGAAGUCCGCAUCCGACUUCAAUUUCUACUUUGGCCAUCGCGCAUUCUUGCCAUCGUUUGCCUGCUCUCUACUAUACCUCACGGUACUGAGCUUUGGAGGCCAGAUGGUCACGUACUUGGUCGCAUCAGGUUUCAACACAACAUACAUCGGCAUUGCAAGAACAAUCAGUGUGGUUUUCGAGGUGUUGGCGACUUGGGUUGCGCCUUGGCUCGUGGGUCGAAUUGGACAAGUACGCGCUGGCCUUUGGAUGAGCAAUUGCCAGGUUCUUCCUCUGAUAGGCGGCUUGGUGGCUUUCUGGGCCUUUAUGCCGAACUCCCUCAUAUCGGCAAGCAGCCUCGUGAUCGGAGUCAUUAUUAGCCGUCUUGGUCUUCGCGGUUUCGACCUUUGUACUCAAAUCAUCGUCCAAGAGGAAGUCGAAGCCGAGAGCCGUGGCAGAUUCUCGACAGUCGAGGCAGCCUGGCAAAAUGCGUUUGAGCUACUUUCAUACAUGGCGACAAUAAUCUUCUUCCGGCCUUCGCAAUUUAAUUGGCCGGCACUGGUUUCUGUUGCGGCCGUGACUUCUGCAAGUCUGGCGUACACGCUCUUCGUGUGGAAGAGGAGAGGGCAUCUAAUUCAUUUUGAGAAAUUUGGACUGUAG
Colletotrichum paranaense is the source of this 1461-nucleotide messenger RNA. Its product is annotated as iron transporter. The transcript is spliced from 4 exons. Lineage: Eukaryota; Fungi; Ascomycota; Sordariomycetes; Glomerellales; Glomerellaceae. Gene Ontology annotation, molecular function: iron ion transmembrane transporter activity. Gene Ontology annotation, biological process: iron ion transmembrane transport. The coding region runs from base 1 to 1461 and encodes 486 amino acids. The record is from RefSeq and is a predicted model, not a curated record. Gene Ontology annotation, cellular component: membrane.